UAAAUCAUCUUUCAUAUCAGACAUCAGAGAAAUAAGGGGAUAAACAGGAAGAACCCUAAUUAAACCCUACACAAAUCCAGUUGGAAAAGGAAAAAAAAAUUGAAUUGCUCCGGAGACACAGCCAAAUUACAUAGUGGCCUCAAGAAUCAAGUGUUAAAAUGUUGGACGAGAAAAUAUUUGACGUGGAGUUGAGUUUGUUGGCGCUUCGAGUGCCGCGGGAGCAUUGCAAGCUCGCAACACGGAUUCUAAAUGGGCAUUUACUUGACAGACCACGCAUCAAACCUGUAACUGAGGAUCCGACGUCUGAUAAGAAUCGCUACAUGCUAUUGUCCGAGAAGAUUAAAAGUCCUGAAUUAUCCGAAAUUCCUGCUGGUAAAGUUGAUGAACUGAAAGAGCUCUUUGAAAUCCAAGUAGUUCCGUAUUCGAUGACACUUGGUUAUUCAUAUUGGGGUGCAGAUCAUAUACUAAAGCAGAUUCUUCCACCUGGGUUUGACGUACCUUCAUCAUUUGAGACCAUAGGUCACAUUGCCCACCUCAAUAUACCAGAUGAGUUACUCCCAUACAAGGAUGUUAUUGCAAAAGUUAUCUAUGAUAAAAAUUAUCCACGAAUCAAGACCAUUGUCAACAAAGUUGGAUCGAUAACUAAUGAGUUUCGUGUGCCAAAAUUUGAAGUAUUGGCAGGAGAUUCAGAUAUGGUUACAGAGGUGAAGCAGUAUGGAGCAACCUUCAAGCUUGAUUACAGUUUGGUCUAUUGGAAUUCUAGGUUGGAACAUGAGCAUUUAAGGCUAAUUUCUAAGUUCCACACCGGGGAUGUUGUGUGUGAUAUGUUUGCUGGUAUUGGCCCUUUUGCUAUUCCAGCAGCACAAAAAGGAUGCCAAGUGUAUGCAAAUGAUUUAAAUCCUGAUAGUGUUCGUUAUCUAAAUAUUAAUGCACAAACCAACAAGGUUUCUGAUCUUGUCCGUGCCUACAAUUUGGAUGGGCGGAAGUUUAUAUCUUCACUAAUGGAAGUACCUUCAAGUGAUACAUGUCUGGUGUCUAAUAAAGAAAACUUGAAGACUUCUGAGGAAGAGGACAUGCCUCAUAACACACAGAUAAAGCUGGAAGAGAGUUGUCUAACUGGUGAGACUGGUGCUGAAUUUGAAAGUAAUGAACUGUUGAGAGCAAAGGUAGAAGGAAAUAUAACCUCUGUAAAAAGACGCUCUGAAAGCUUGCAUGAAGAAAAUGGAAACGGUAGCAGUGCUGGUAACUGUGUUCCUGAAAGGAAGAAACGGAACUUGAAUAAGCAUGUUACAGGAUCUCGCCCUUUCAGUGCGAAGCCCUGGGAGCACAUUGAUCAUGUCAUCAUGAACCUACCUGCUUCUGCUAUACACUUUCUUGAUUCCUUGAGAGGUGUUAUCAACAGAAAAUACUGGAAAGGGUCUCUUCCGUGGAUACACUGUUAUUGCUUCAUACGAUCAAAUGAGACAGAGGAUUCAAUAAAAUUAAUAGCCGAGGUUGCAGUUGGGGCUAGUAUACAAGAUCCAAUAUUUCACAGGGUUAGAGAUGUUGCGCCAAACAAGGCAAUGUUUUGUUUAAGCUUCAAGUUACCUGAGGAAGCCUGCAUUGGGGGUGCUGAGACUCCGACCGAAAUCACCCCUGCUUUGUGAUGGGGUACGGACUUUGCUAUAGCCAUCAAAACUACUUCAUGAUCAGAUGCAUCUGCUCCUUUUCAAUGGGAAAACAAUCGUUUUAUGCCAAGUGCAGCUGCUGUUGUAGCCUAUAGGGAACCCACAUUUUUGCACAUUGUUUCUUGGUGUUAUCAGUUUUGUAUUGGAACAUGUAUAAAAGUAUUUAAUGCUCUGUCUUCAAGAUUCUGGUAGAGAGUUUAGCCAUAGUAAUUUUCAGUUUGCGAAGUAAUCUUUUACCUUGAAGGAUUGAGUA
This is a messenger RNA of Salvia splendens (bonfire salvia), 1920 nucleotides long. RefSeq names its product tRNA (guanine(37)-N1)-methyltransferase 2. Gene Ontology annotation, cellular component: cytoplasm. Gene Ontology annotation, biological process: tRNA N1-guanine methylation. The record is from RefSeq and is a predicted model, not a curated record. Lineage: Eukaryota; Viridiplantae; Streptophyta; Magnoliopsida; Lamiales; Lamiaceae. Gene Ontology annotation, molecular function: tRNA (guanine(37)-N1)-methyltransferase activity. The transcript has 11 exons. Bases 159 to 1646 code for a protein of 495 amino acids.